AUGAAAGAAAUCAUAUGUUUACAUGUUGGUCAAGCUGGUUGUCAAAUAGGUCAUGCUUGUUGGGAAUUAUUUUGUCUUGAACAUGGUAUUCAACCUGAUGGAACAUUAUCAUUAAAUGAUACUGAUCAAUCAAUAUUAACAUUUUUUGAAGAUAUUGGACAUAAAUAUACACCACGUAUGCUUUAUAUUGAUUUAGAAACAACAGUUCUUGAUGAAGUACGUACUGGUACAUAUAGACAAUUAUUUCAUCCUGAUAGAAUUAUAUCUGGUAAAGAAGAUGCUGCAUCAAAUUAUGCUCGAGGUUAUUUUACUAUUGGAAAUGAACUUAUUAAUCAUGUACUUGAUCAAAUACGUCGUUUAACUAAUCAAUGUCAUUCAUUACAAGGAUUUAUUAUUUUUCAUAGUUUUGGUGGUGGUACUGGUUCUGGUUUUACAUCUCUUCUUAUGGAACAUUUAAAUAUUGAUUAUAAUAAAAAAACACAUUUUGAAUUUGCUGUUUUUCCAUCACCUAAAUUAUCAACAAUUAUUACUGAACCAUAUAAUACAGUAUUAAAUACUCAUAUUGGUUUAGAAUAUGCUGAUUGUGUAUUUAUUGUUGAUAAUGAAGCUUUAUGGGAUAUUUGUACAAAUUUACUUGAUAUAAAAAAAGCUAAUUUUGUUAAUAUUAAUCGUCUUAUAUCUCAAGUUAUAUCAAAUAUAACAGCUGGAAAUCGUUUUAAAAAUGAAAAUACAACAAAUUUUAUUGAAUUUCAAACAAAUCUUAUACCAUUUCCACGUAUUCAUUUUCCUUUAGUUAGUUAUGCACCUAUAUAUUCAAUUGAAAAAGUUUAUCAUGAACAAAAUGAUAUACAAACAUUAACACAAGAUUUAUUUCAUCGAAAUAAUCAAAUGAUUAAAGUUGAACCAUCAAAAGGAAAAUAUAUGUCUAUUGCAAUUCUAUAUCGAGGUUCCGUAUCACCAAUAGAUGUUAAUUAUACAAUUAAUAAAUUAAAAAAUGAUAGAAAAAUUUCAUUUGUUGAUUGGUGUCCGAGUGGAUUCAAAAUUGCUACAAGUCCACCAAUAUAUGUUCCUGGUGGUGAUCUUGCACCAGUUAAAUAUUCUGCUGUUAGUUUAGCAAAUUCAACAGCUUUAAUUGAUGCAUGGUCUCGAAUAAAUUAUAAAUUUGAUCUUAUGUAUUCAAAACGAGCUUUCGUUCAUUGGUAUAUUAGUGAAGGAAUGGAAGAAAAUGAAUUUAAUGAAGCUCGAGAAAAUUUAGCUGCUCUUGAAAAAGAUUAUAUUGAAGCAGGACAUGAUUCAAUACAAUUUGAUUCAAUUCGAUCUAGUCAAGAAGAAUAA
Molecule: messenger RNA, 1335 nt
Organism: Rotaria sp. Silwood1
Lineage: Eukaryota; Metazoa; Rotifera; Eurotatoria; Philodinida; Philodinidae
Source: the annotation of a GenBank genome assembly